AUGACCUGCGAAGCCUGCCGCACCAUCCCGCCUGUUAUCUCCGAGGGCUACGUCCCGAAGGGAGUCUCGUCUGUUAUCGGGGAUCUGGGAUUCAACACUUACGUGACCGGCCCUCCCACCGCCACAACCGCCAUCCUAGCAAUCUACGACAUCUUCGGCAACUCACCCCAAACCACACAAGGCGCCGACCUCCUUGCAGCCCGCCUUAAUGCCCUUGUUCUAAUCCCUGACUUCUUCGACGGCGAUGGCGCAAAGCACGAGUGGGUUCCGCCAGACACGGACGAAAAGAUGGCCGCGCUGAUGGGCUUCGUGAACACCAAGGCGUCUUUUGCCGAGGCUGUGAAGAGCGUCCCCGGUCUCGUGGAGGCGUAUAAAGCGUCUUUCCCGUCUGUUCAGAAAUGGGGCGCUUAUGGGCUUUGUUGGGGCGGUAAAGUGCUGGCUUUAUCCUCGGGGGCGGGGACCCCGUUUGCGGGGACGGCGCAGGUUCAUCCUGGUCGGAUGGACAAGGCGGAUGCGCAGACGUUGACGAUCCCGCAUGCGAUCCUUGCGUCGAAGGAUGAACCCGCGGAGGAAGUGGAGGCGUAUGAUCGGGUCAUCAAGGAAAAGGGUUUGGGGGGCUUUGUUGAAACAUAUGCGGAGAUGUGGCAUGGGUGGAUGGGGGCAAGGGCUGAUUUGCAGAAAGAGGGGAGUUUGAAGGAAUAUGUACGCGGAUAUGAGCAGCUGGCCGGGUUUUUUGAGAAAUACCUCUCAUGA
This is a messenger RNA of Aspergillus mulundensis, 753 nucleotides long. Its product is annotated as dienelactone hydrolase family protein. Gene Ontology annotation, molecular function: hydrolase activity. The record is from RefSeq and is a predicted model, not a curated record. Bases 1 to 753 code for a protein of 250 amino acids. Lineage: Eukaryota; Fungi; Ascomycota; Eurotiomycetes; Eurotiales; Aspergillaceae. The transcript is spliced from 4 exons.